This is a messenger RNA of Pelobates cultripes (western spadefoot toad), 6325 nucleotides long. NCBI's taxonomy places the organism in Eukaryota, Metazoa, Chordata, Amphibia, Anura, Pelobatidae. The record is from the annotation of a GenBank genome assembly.
AUGCAUUGCCAGAACGUUCAGGUAGAACGUGCUCAACAAUUGGGACAUGUCCCGUGAGUUUGUCAGUAUCACAGAAACAUUUUGACUGCUAAGAAUAAGAAACGUGUCUAUAUCUGAUCUAUAUAGUGCGUAUUAUUUGCAUCUGAGAUACCAGAAGAGACAGAAAAAAGGAAUAAAGAAUAUACUUGGAAUUUAUAAAGACAUUAAGAGAGUCAGAAAUACUGUUUAUUAAUUUACUGAAAGUUAGAAAAUAUUAUCUGCUUGCAUGCCCCUAAAAAUCAAAAUGGAAUAGAAAUGUGGUUGUUGCUGCAGCAUCAUGACAAAGGAGGAUCAAUGGUGGUAACUGUGAGAAGACAAACAGAAUUGCUACGAUGGUAUCAAGUAGAAGACAGACAAAAUUCUGACAAAAGAAUAUGAAUUGGACAAAGCGUUCAUUAUAUCUCAAUAGAAUGUUUUACAGGAGAGAGUUGGUUAAGUAGAUUUAUCUGAUAAAGAUACAUGUAAACAACAGAAUAAAUAAGCAUUUUCAUUUAAUUAUAACAGUAAAAAAAUGAAAUAAUUUCCUAAAAGUAAAAGAAGUGACAAUAUUAUGAUAACUGUAUUGUUAUAUUCUUUCUACAACAUGAAUAAUUGUAAGGACUUCCCCCUGCUGGAGAAACACAAAAGGAAAGUGACAGGAAAUAGUUUUGGGGAAAUCUAGUUAUUUUAAUGUAAUUUUACUUUUGAAACAUCUUAACAUGCUCUUAGAAUAUAAAUGAUAAAACUUGGAGAUGGAGCUAAAAGCACAGAAUAUACACUCUAAGCUCAGACUCUACAAAGCUCAAAGAAGAUCAGCUAAACAGGUAUGAAUCUCCUCCACUCUGUGAGACUUUCUUUACAUGACUGGAUUCUGUUUUGUUAAUAAUGUUAUUGUUUUUUUUGUUUGUUUGUUUUUAGUGACAAUGACUUGUGUAGUUUUAAAGACCUUCCUCAUCUUGUCAAGUCUGGUCUCCCUCAUCUAUUCCCAAAACUGCAAAUGGCUCCGUCCUCAACAGGAGAAUUUGAACAAGGGGAUCCUCCAAAGCUUCAACCAGAUGGUAGGUUUCUGGUUUUCUUCUCACUUCUCCUAACAUGGUAAGCUGUUUGCAAAAGAUAAAAUAAAACAAGGCGGAUGCUUUUUACCAUUUAUUUUUAUUCAUCAUUUUCAGAGACCUCUUGGGACAUCUUCUGGAACUUGUCCACAAAAUACCACAAUGGGCUAAGAUUCCGCAGGAAUGCUAGCAAAAGCUGGUGUCUAGCUAUGCAAAUCAUUUGCCGCAGGUCAUAACAGAAAAACGGUGCUCUACUAAGUACCAAAGUUUAGAAUAACAGAUAUCAGGAGAUGCAGGAUCAAGCCGCGUCAAAACCAAAUAAGACUGAACAAUAGGAACACAGUGUCGAGUAUACAGUAACCAUGAAAGGACAAUAAGUACAUAGGAAUAACGUCAAACAUGCAUUGCCAGAACGUUCAGGUAGAACGUGCUCAACAAUUGGGACAUGUCCCGUGAGUUUGUCAUUCAAUAUUGUAGAACACAAAAUAACAUUGAAAGGCAGAAUUCAGUGUCAAAAUCGUAGUAUCAAUGACACACAGAACACAGAAAAAAUAAAAAUCACAAACGUAUGAAGAACAGUACAUAUAAGUAGUCUUGAUUCUAAUGAAAAAUAUAAUCUGCCAAAAAUAUAUAAUUAAAAUAAUAAUACUUUUACUAAGGGCAUAUUAUUUUGAAAUACUGUAACUCCCUUUCCCGAUUCAAACACCGCCAAGAGUUUGAGACAACAGCAGGGGAAUAUAUAGUAUGUCACUUACUCACAACAAAUGGCAAUGACGUGAUACAUUCUUUAGGUUGGCCGAGUUAAACACUGUGCCGAUAGAAAGGUGCGAUGCAUGUGAAAACAGGGUGAGAACUGCCACUAGAAGCAAGAAAUGAUUAGGGAGAACAGAAGAGAAAAAGUACAAAUAAACAAGCCAAAGUCUUGGAUAAUGGAAGUCAUGAGAGUAGGGAACAAGCCAGGUCAAAUCCAAGACUAAUGUUAAAAAUGUAUUGCCACAACGUUUAGGUAGAAUGGUGCUCAACGGACAUUGAGUGACAGGCCCAAUGAGUUUGACGUUCAGUAUUAUGGGACACUAAAUAAUGCUGAAGGGCAGAGUUUAGAGUCAAAUUGUAGCAUCAAUGAGACGCAGAAUCAGGGCCGGGGGAAGGAUUUUUGCCGCCCUAGGCAAAAGUAAAGUUUGCCGCCCCCCAAUUUGACAUCACAAUGCCCCACCCAUAUGAUCUGCCAUGUUAACUAACGCCAGUACUGCAGUGCUGCCGUGUUGACAUUAAAAGGCCUGCAGGGACAGGCUAUAGACACCAGAACCACUACACCAGCUGCAGUGGUUCUGGGGAUUAUAGUGUUUCUUUAAUGUGAGGUAAAUUAGAGCUUAGGGCCACGAAUAAUAUACUAGAUUGUGUACUUACAACCAGAUGAGGAUGAUGAUGGGCACUAGCUGCGGUCUGGCUCCACUGGUCUGGUGCAGAACAGGCUCUCUUGAGGCGGUUUGUAACAGUGGUCACAAAAAUCAAUGUUCUGGGAGAACGGGAAGCAGCUCCAUUUUUUUGGGGCCCUUUACACAGCUCAAGGUCUGGGUCCCAGGGUCCACCUUCAUGUUCCACCAAUGAGUUUGUUCACAGGGGGUGGAGUGUGUAGGGGAUGUCCUGAUUUGUGUGUAAGGAAUGCAUUGUGUGAAUCUGUGUUUCUAUGUGUAAGGACUGCAAGGUGUGUUUCUGUGUAUGUACGGGAUGCAGUGUGUGCGUCUGUAAGGGAUGCAUUGAGUGUGUGUAAGGGGUGCAUUGAGUGUGUGUAAGGAAAGCGUUGUGUGUAAGGGUUGCAUUGCUUGUGUGUGUGUGUCUGUGUGUGUAAUGCAUUGUGUGUUUUUCUGUGUUCAAUGGGUGCAUUGUCUUUGUGUAAGGGGUGCAUUGUGUGAUUGUGUGUGUGUGUGAUGGAUGUCAAUCUCUCUCCCCUCUCUUGUCACUCUCUUCUCCCCCCUCUCCCUCCCUUGUCCCUCUCUUCUCCCCUCCCCCUCUCUUCUCCCCUCCCCAGUCUCAUUCCCCCCUGUCAAUCUCCCCCCCUGUCAAUUUCUUUCUCACCCCCAUCAAUUUCUUUCUCCCCCCAGUCAAUUUCUUUCUCCCCUCCCCCUGUCAAUUUCUUUCUCCCCUCCCCCUGUCAAUUUUCUUCUUUCUCCCCUCCAUCAAUUUCUUUCUCAUCAAUUUCUUUCUCCCCCCAGUCAAUUUCUUUUCUCCCCAUCAAUUUCUCCCCUGUCAAUUUCUUACUCCCCCUCCAUCAAUUUCUUUCUCCCCAAGUCUAUUUCUUUUCCCCUGUCCAAUUUCUUUCUCCCCAUCAAUUUCUUUCUCCCCUGUCAAUUUCUUUCUCCCCCCCUCCUGUCAAUUUCUUUCUCCCUCCCCGGUCAAUUUCUUUCUCCCCCCCGGCAAUUUCUUUCUUCCCCCCUGUCAAUUUCUUUCUCCCCCCUCUCCUACCUCUGUUGUAGCGUGGCCGAGCCCUCUAUGGUCCGCGGGUACAGGGAGCUUUUGUUUCCUAUACCCGGCCGGUCUAAAAGGAAGUGCACACUCAGUGUUAGCCCGGCCAGGUACAGGAGACAGAUGCUCCCUGUACCCGCGGACCAUACAGAGCUCGGCCACACUACAGUGAGGGAGUGACAGGAGGGAGCCCCUCUCCUCAUGCUGCGCCCGGGCGGUGCGCCCUCAUGGACGCACCAGCCAGGUCAAAGCUGCAGCUGCCUGAGGCUCUCUACAGAGCGCUCGGGCUGCUGCAGCAUGAGUAGGGCCAGUGCUCCUGGGGGCGCCCCUUCCCAAGGGGCGCCCUAGGCGGCUGCCUAGUCAGCCUAACAGGUAGCACCGGCCCUGCGCAGAACACAGGUGGUGCUUUGUAGGAGAAGUAGCUAACAUUGCACAGAAGGAGUGUGGGGGGAAGAACUGAAAGUUUUCAUGAAGAAAAAAUAAAGAUGUAGAAUAAACAAACAUAGGAAGAACAUUACAUGUAUGUAGUCUUGAUUCCAAUGGAAUAUAUGAUUUGGCUAAAAUAUAAAAUUAAAACAAUUAUAAAAGGUUUCAUGGAGAAAAAAUAAAGAUGUAGAAUUUAGUAUGAAAUACAUGAUGAAGGUAAUAAAAAAUAAAUUUACAAACAUAGGAAGAACAUUACGUGUAAGUAGUCUUGAUUCCAAUGGAAUAUAUGAAUGGGCUAAAUUAUAAAAUUAAAACAAUUAUAUUCAUACUAAGGGCAGUUCAUCACAGAAACAUUUUGACUGCUAAGAAUAAGAAACGUGUCUAUAUCUGAUCUAUAUAGUGCGUAUUAUUUGCAUCUGAGAUACCAGAAGAGACAGAAAGAAGGAAUAAAGAAUAUACUUGGAAUUUAUAAAGACAUUAAGAGAGUCAGAAAUACUGUUUAUUAAUUUACUGAAAGUUAGAAAAUAUUAUCUGCUUGCAUGCCCCUAAAAAUCAAAAUGGAAUAGAAAUGUGGUUGUUGCUGCAGCAUCAUGACAAAGGAGGAUCAAUGGUGGUAACUGUGAGAAGACAAACAGAAUUGCUACAAUGGUAUCAAGUAGAAGACAGACAAAAUUGUGACAAAAGAAUAUGAAUUGGACAAAGCGUUCAUUAUAUCUCAAUAGAAUGUUUUACAGGAGAGAGUUGGUUAAGUAGAUUUAUCUGAUAAAGAUACAUGUAAACAACAGAAUAAAUAAGCAUUUUCAUUUAAUUAUAACAGUAAAAAAAUGAAAUAAUUUCCUAAAAGUAAAAGAAGUGACAAUAUUAUGAUAACUGUAUUGUUAUAUUCUUUCUACAACAUGAAUAAUUGUAAGGACUUCCCCCUGCUGGAGAAACACAAAAGGAAAGUGACAGGAAAUAGUUUUGGGGAAAUCUAGUUAUUUUAAUGUAAUUUUACUUUUGAAACAUCUUAACAUGCUCUUAGAAUAUAAAUGAUAAAACUUGGAGAUGGAGCUAAAAGCACAGAAUAUACACUCUAAGCUCAGACUCUACAAAGCUCAAAGAAGAUCAGCUAAACAGGUAUGAAUCUCCUCCACUCUGUGAGACUUUCUUUACAUGACUGGAUUCUGUUUUGUUAAUAAUGUUAUUGUUUUUUUUGUUUGUUUGUUUUUAGUGACAAUGACUUGUGUAGUUUUAAAGACCUUCCUCAUCUUGUCAAGUCUGGUCUCCCUCAUCUAUUCCCAAAACUGCAAAUGGCUCCGUCCUCAACAGGAGAAUUUGAACAAGGAGAUCUUCCAAAGCUUCAACCAGAUGGUAGGUUUCUGGUUUUCUUCUCACUUCUCCUAACAUGGUAAGCUGUUUGCAAAAGAUAAAAUAAAACAGGACAGAUGCUUUUUACCAUUUAUUUUUCUUCAUCAUUUUCAGAGACCUCUUGGGACAUCUUCUGGAACUUGUCCACAAAAUACCAUAAUGGUUCCUAAUAUUGAUGAUCUCUACAACAUCUCACAGGUAACUUCAUCUUUAUUUGUAAGGAAGGUCAUUUUUGAGGGAUUUCGAAAACUAGAAAUUUUCCAUCUACUAUCUGCAGCUUGAUAAUGGUAACAGACAGACUUACACCUAUUCUAUUUCUCAGGUUGAAGAAGCUGCUAUCGCUGCUCAUGAUGUUACAAACCAAACAAUCAGGUUCUAUAAAAGAAACCAUCAGAAACUCCAGUGCGAUGAGAAGGCCUGGGAAAGAAUGGAGAAGCUACUCGAUUACCAGCAAAAUUUGCUGGAUGAUUGUGUAAGUGCCAUACUCAUGUAUUGAUAUUUUCAGGAUAACAUUAGAAGAUGAUUGUAAUAAAAAUUCUUUAUGUGGUUUUUCAGAUCCCAGAAAGUGCAGAGAAUCCUAAGUUUCAACAAAACAUGUCAGAAUAUUUCAUUUUAUUACAGAAGAUUGUGAAUGAAGAGGUAAGUAAUAUUUCUCUACAGUGUUACCCAGCAUAUCUUCUUCACAUUCAGGAUGUUUGAAAGCAUUAUAGGGAUAUAAAACUGACAAAACAGAAUCUUGUGAAAAUAUUUACAGAGUAUAAAACAUUCUACUGUCUCUUUAUCUUAUAGAUAAUAUCUGUUAUUUCUCUUGUUUGACAUUUAUGGACUUCUUCUCCAUGUCCUAUCCUCCCCUGACUGCAUUGAAGUUAAUGUACACUUUCCUUUGUCAAUUCCGGUAGGUGGAUACAUGUGCUCGUACCGUUGUUCAAGUAAACAUCAAGAGGAAUUUACAACUGGCUGCCCUACUAUCCUCUCGAAUGAGAAGAAAGCAUCUCCUGAAAAACAUCCCUAUGCUCUAA